AUGACGACUGUACAGGAAGCCUCGAAGAGCUCUCUCGAGCAUCUUCCCGUCGAGAUCAUCCAGCAGGUGUACGGGUUUCUCGAUCUGAACUCGAUCAAGCCUCUAGCACUCUCAUCCAAGCAUCUCCUAGCGGCAUUUCAACGCGCUGAGGGUCACAUCGUGUACGCCUCAAUCAAGCACACUCUCGAGCCUGAGAUCCUACCACUGGCCAUCGCCUACUUCGCCGCAGCCAAAGCAGGUUGGAGGCAGACCACAGACGUCACUCGUGAGACCAACUGGGAGGAGCUGUGCGUCAACGUCGACCAGUUUUGCGCGACGUACAUCGAUCAUCGCGGCAAGCAACCGUCACUCCCUGUCCAGGACUUCAGCUAUUCCGCAGGUCGAGACAUGAUCUCCUUCCACCACGACGUGAUGACAUUCGCAGUCAGCUACUUCCAAAUGUCGGAUGAGUUCAGACCAUCAGACCGUGAAUGCGGCCGCGUCCAGCGAACGACCUACAUCAUCGAGAUCAUCCGAACUCUGAUGCCCCUCCAGCCUCCCGAGAACAGCCCAGACCCACUGCAGGUGUUUUGGAAGUAUAUCUCGCCUUGGGAUUAUCGUCAGACCCGGUAUCUGCACCUGUGUGCCAUCGACACUGUUGGUCAAAUUUGCUGCCUCCGAUCCCCCACGGGCUAUCGCAGCUUGCUGGGCCAACACGAGCGUGGGCUCGCGGCUCGUUUUGGAGCCACCUUUGAGAGACUUUGCUUCGAGAAUAGCCCCGCGUGGUUGAGCAGUCAGAUUGACAGUGUGUGGCCGCGACGUCACAUCCCGAGACUUCGUUUCCGAGACGGACUCGAUCACGCUCUAGGCAGCUGGAGCUAUUUUGCAGACCCCAAUAGCCCCGACACCCUGAACGCGACAGCUCUUGGAGAUUUGCUGAAGCGAUUCCCAUCUCCCGAGGACAGAUUCGUCGUCAAUCUCUGGUUGCACGACGUUCUAGAUAUUGGGACAGCAGAGGAGCUUUUCGGCAAGUCAUUGCUAUAUUUCAUGGGUGAUCGCAUCAUGUUCUGGGACCGCGAAAGGGUUGAGCUGCACGCUCCAGACUACUGUGCUAUGGUCACAAGCGAUCAGCUGGUAGAGGCGGUGGACGGGAAGGUGGUCGACUACAGCGACAUGGAUCCCGAAUACGGAGAGUAA
Molecule: messenger RNA, 1176 nt
Organism: Neoarthrinium moseri
Lineage: Eukaryota; Fungi; Ascomycota; Sordariomycetes; Amphisphaeriales; Apiosporaceae
Exons: 2
Coding region: 1-1176 (391 amino acids)
Molecular function (GO): protein binding
Source: RefSeq, a predicted model, not a curated record